AUGGCAGCUCCUCAUGAGAAAAUCGUCAAGAAGGAUGAAGUACAUUUCCAAACAAUUCCUUCAUUGAAUGUAAUUCUUCACCUUCAGAUGCGGCGGUUCAUCAUCGAUAUUAUGCAGAAACAAGGGGUUGCAGUCUCUCAUGCAGAACAACUGGCCGACGUACUGGUCGAAGCAGAUGUUCGUGGCCAUUACAGUCAUGGACUGAACCGACUGGAUAUGUAUGUGGGAGAUUGCAGGAAAAAAGUGUGUAAAUUGGAUGGAACUCCGACAAUAUUGAAAGAGAGAGCAGGAUCGGCUUGGGUAGAUGGCAAUAGUCUACUAGGCCCUGUGGUUGGUAAUUUCUGUAUGGAUCUGGCUGUCAAGAAAGCUAAAGAAGCCGGUGUUGGAUGGGUCGUUUGCAAAGGGUCAAACCAUUUCGGCAUUGCUGGAUGGUAUGUCAUGAGGGCCAUGAAGCAAGGCGUUAUGGGAAUAUCAUGCACCAAUACAUCUCCUAUAAUGUAUCCGACAAGAGCUGCAAAACCAGCUCUUGGCACAAAUCCAAUAGCAAUCGGAGCUAAUGCAGCUGGAGGUGAUUCUUAUCUACUGGAUAUGGCUACCACCACUGUGGCUAUCGGCAAGGUUGAAAUCGCCAAGAGAAAGGGCCAGGAAGUGCCAAACACAUGGGGUGUUGCCAAAGGAGGUGUGAUGAGCCAUAAACCGGACGAGAUUCUUUCUGGAGGAGGUCUAUUGCCACUUGGUGGUUCUGAGAUAUGUGGUGGCUACAAAGGCUACGGGCUGGGUUCAGUCGUGGAGAUAUUCUGCGGAAUUCUCGGUGGAGCCCACUGGGGACCAAACAUUCGAAAGUGGAUGUCUGCUGAAGUAGACGCUGAUCUGGGUCAGUGCUUCAUCGCAAUUGAUCCAGAAGCUUUUGCGCCUGGAUUCGCUGGACGAUUACAAGAAUUUAUGAACACAAUGAGGAACCUUCCUUCCGUCAAUCCAGAUGAGAAAGUACUGAUUCCUGGUGAUCCAGAGAGAAAUCAUGAGAAAAUCGUUGAAGAGCUUGGUGGAAUUCCGUACCAUCCAAAUCAGAUCACAUAUGCCGUAAGUGCUCGUAUCGCCUAUGGAUGCUGA
Molecule: messenger RNA, 1110 nt
Organism: Haemonchus placei
Lineage: Eukaryota; Metazoa; Nematoda; Chromadorea; Rhabditida; Trichostrongylidae
Source: the annotation of a GenBank genome assembly